Messenger RNA from Chinchilla lanigera (long-tailed chinchilla), 2568 nucleotides. It is a transcript of the gene Pnrc2, whose product is annotated as proline-rich nuclear receptor coactivator 2. The record is from RefSeq and is a predicted model, not a curated record. Gene Ontology annotation, biological process: nuclear-transcribed mRNA catabolic process, nonsense-mediated decay. The coding region runs from base 746 to 1165 and encodes 139 amino acids. Gene Ontology annotation, cellular component: P-body; nucleus. Lineage: Eukaryota; Metazoa; Chordata; Mammalia; Rodentia; Chinchillidae. The transcript is spliced from 3 exons.
CCCGCCGGUCGUUGCGGGACUCGAGCACCGAGCGCCCCCACCCAGAAAUUCCCCGCGAGCUCCGCGGGGCCAUGCCCCUCUCCCUGCACCACCCGGAGCCCGAGACCCCCGGCCGGUGUUCCAGGAAGUGUCCAGCGCUGGCGGAGGGGCCUCCGCAGGCCGGCUGGCAGACGCCCGGCAAGCUACUCCCGACAUGCUCCUCCCGGAGGAUUUCGAACGCGCUGCCACAUCCUCCCAGCCUUGGCCCCUAGCCUGCCCCAGCAACAGGCCGCGGCCCGCUCAUUGGUCGGACCCGCGCGGCCGUGCUGAUAGGCCGCGCGGCCUCCUGGUCCCGCCCCCGUGCGCGCCGCCGCCUCCAUUUUGUCGAUCGGGCUAGGAGGAGGUCUGGUCAGAAGGCGUGAGGGUGGUCGGUAGCUGGCUUGUGGGUGCUCGUGGGCUUCGUUCGAUCUGUGCCAGGUCGCUCCCUGGAAAGGGAGGGGAGCCUCGACGUCGAGAGGGAGCCGCCGCUGCAGCUGAAGUCGCUAGGACUUCUCUCAAACUUGUGUGCUGAGGACACUCAGAUGUUGGCCUCAGCUCCUAGGCUGAACUCAGCAAAUCAGCCCAUGAAAACUUCUGCAUUGAGACAAAGGAAAGGAUCGGUCAGAAAACACCACCUAUUAUCUUGGGCUUGGCAGCAAGGAAGAAGACAAGUAGUGGAAAUACUGCAAUCUGAAAAGCAGACGGAAAGGUGACAAAGAAGCUGAAGAUGGGCGGUGGAGAGAGGUAUAACCUUCCGGCCCCUCAAUCCAGAAACGUUACUAAGAACCAGCAACAGCUUAAUAGACAGAAAACUAAGGAUCAGAAUUCCCAGAUGAAGAUUGUUCAUAAGAAAAAAGAAAGAGGACAUACUUAUAACUCCUCAGCAGCUGCAAGGCAGGCCAUGCAGAAUGGGGGGAAGAACAAGAAUUUUCCAAGUAAUCCAAAUUGGAACUCCAGUUUAUCAAGUCCCAGCUUGUUUUUUAAGUCUCAAGCUAAUGAGAACUAUGCUGGAGCCAAAUUUAGUGAGCCGCCAUCACCCAGUGUUCUUCCCAAACCUCCGAGCCACUGGGUUUCUGUUUCCUUUAACCCUUCGGAUAAGGAAGUAAUGACGUUUCAACUUAAAACCUUACUUAAAGUACAGGUAUAAAGAGGAUGUUUAAAUUUAGUUAUAUUUACAAAUAGUGGUUAAUUGGUCUGAAAGAAAUUUACUAGAGAAUUUUUGUAGAGCUAUAGUCAGACUUCAUCUCAUUUGUGUUGUGUGCACUGUGACAUAAUAGUAUCAGUGCAACUUAAAAUAACUACUUGAUAAUGUUCUUAAUUAGGUUACUUUAAAGUGAAAUGAGUCAAAAUUUAGAUUUGAGGAAACAACUUUUUUUGUGAGGGAAAAUAAUUAUUUAAGACUCAUGGGUCAGAUUUACUUGUGAUUCAGAUUAUAAGCACCUAGCUGACACAAGUUCAAAAACCAGGCAGAUAGCUGAAAGUUUAAUGUCUUAGAAUACCCAAACCAGUAACGUGCCAACAACCUAAUGCACUGCCAAAAGACAAUGUGAAUUUUUCUUAAAUAGUUGCAUUUUACUAAAUUAUACAGUGGUAAGUGUGUAAAGGGCACUUGGGACUUACUAGAAUGAGGCCUAAGAAAUACCCCGGUGGCCCUUAAGAAAAACACCGCCAACAGGAAUCCGGCAACAGAUGCACCAAAACUUCCUGUAGCUUUCAAAGUACAAUCUUUGUAUUACAGCUCUGCACAAGCUAUUGUGACAGUGAUCUGGCCUCAUCCUUGCAAAAUUUAAAGCGGGGAAUAAUAUAAUGUGAAAAUUUUAAGCACCUAGGGAAAAAGAGCCAUGUAAAUACAUGUAAUAAGCUUGUAGCAUAUGUAAAGUUUUCUUGGCUUUUAUCCUACAAAAAAUAUUUUAGUAUGAAUUUGCUGAAUGUAAGACCAUGGACUGUUAUACUAUGGCCUAAUUUUAGAGGUCCAUAAUUGUUUUUAAAGUUUGCUCUUGUGCUAAAGUGCCAGUGUAUGUAUGUUAUAACUGAUUUGGUUAUAAACUAUAUUUCAAAGUAAAUCCUAGUGUAAUAUGUCCUAUAUUACAACUAAACAGGUUAAGCUGCUAAAACAUUUCUAUUUUUAAGAGAUGAAAAUUGGCAGUUUGGACUCCCCUACUACCCGGUAUUUAAACCCAAAGAUUAAUUUUGGCUUUCACCACAGAUAAAAGUGAUUUUUGGUUUUUUUUUGUCAUAAAAUCAAGCCAAGGGACCACUCACGCAAAAGACAUAAUCUCUUGCGUAAUAUCCAAUAAUCCCAAUUCCAAAACAUGAUGUGUUAAGUUAAUCCAAUGACAAGUUAAAAGAAAAAUUGUUAAUGCCCUACUUUUCUAAUAUGGCAUCAUUUUUGAUGUUUAUAAACGGAAUAGCAAAGUUGUAUUUCUCCAGAUUCAGAUGAAAUAUUGCCCAAGUCAAAUAUUGAAUAUUCUAAAGAAAAGUUUAUGUAGUACUUAAUGUAUUAGUAUGAAUUUGAAACAUGAAAUUAAAAAAUAAAAUUUUUUCUCCCCA